UAUUGUUCUUGAAAACCAGGGAUUUUACAUUAGCCGUUUGGAUACGUGUGUUAAAGGUACAGUUCUUUAUGUUUCAUCAGACAAUUUAGGAGCACAUUCUUUUGCUGGCUUUCAAGAGUCAUUUAAUGUGGAAAGAUUUCGCAGAUUCUGUCUUGCUGGCCGCAAUGAAAUUCAGACAGUUUCAGUAAGAUCAGGUACAUUUCCAAUUAGAACCAAACUGUCCUACAAUGAUGCAAUCAAGACUUUAAAAGAGCAGGAAACUUCAACAGUUGAUGGAGUAAAGCGUGAAUGUGUCUUAAAUGAACUGAGCUACUUCCACUGUGUUACUGGCUUUCCUCCGGAUUUUUUGCAUGAUUUAUUGGUAGGAAUUGUACCUGUGGAACUUGGUCUAUGUUUAAAGACACUGAUUGGCAGGAAAUACUUUACAUUUGAGGAACUUAAUACUGCCAUCCAGAAUUUUCCCUACAGAUUUUCUGACAGUACAAAUAGGCCACAGAAAAUCACAAAGACCUUUACUGUUAAUGGUACAAUUGGAGGGAAUGGACAUGAGAAUUGGACUCUCUUGAGGCUGUUGCCUUUACUAAUUGGAGAUAAAAUCCCUGAGAAUGACUGUGUAUGGGGUGUUAUUUUAGAGUUAAAAGACAUUGUUGAAGUUCUUGCAUCAUCUGUAUUUACAGAGGAAAAACUUUGCUACCUUGAGGCCAAAAUUCACGAGCACAGACAACUUCUGCAGGAGGCUUUUCCAGAGUUUAAACUGAGACCAAAGCACCAUUUUAUAGAACAUUACCCGUAUCUCAUUCGCUGUUUCGGACCUCUGCUUGACUUCUGGACAAUAAGGUUUGAAGCCAAGCAUAGUUUUUUCAAGAAGGUUGUACGGGAUGUAAAUAAUUUCAAAAACAUUCUACACACUUUAGCCUCCAGGCAUCAGCUUAUGUUGGCUUAUUACAUGGACACACCCACUUUGUUCAAGCCAGCAGUUAAAGUGGAUAAAAUUUCAGUGGUGGCACUUCACUGUUUGGAUUCUUCUGUAAAAAGUACCAUCAAGAGUCAAUUCAGUAGUGUGACGACUGUAUCUCUUGCUACAAAUGCUACAAUUCAUGGAACAAAGUACACCCGAGGGAUGUUUCUUUCAGCUGGGAGCACAAGUGGACUUCCUGACUUCGGUAAAAUAAUCAAUGUAUUGAUUGUUGAGAACAAGCCAUAUUUCAUCAUUGAGCCUUACACAGCCUGGUACAUAGAACAUCUCAGAUGUUAUGAACUCUACAAGAACCACCCAGAAAGGCAUUGUCUUAUACAGCCAGAGGAUCUAAAUCAUUAUUCUCCCAUUUCUGCAUACGUGGUGAGAGGCAGGUGCCUCCUCUCUCCAAAAGCCUUUCUUCUUAAGUGAAAAUUACACUUGAUCCUCCUGUUUCUGUCCAGAUUAAGAGGCUACAGUUCACUGGAUAGAAUUGCACUUGAUCUUCCUGUUUCUGUCCAGAUUAAGAGGCUACAGUUCACUGGAUAGAAUUACACUUGAUCCUCCUGUUUCUGUCCAGAUUAAGAGGCUACAGUUCACUGGAUAGGAUCAUAAUGCUGUUUAGGGUUAUACUUGGUGAGAAUGACAUUCGGAAGAUCCAUGCCGAUUGUUUACCAGAAACACUUCAUGAUUUCUUUGCAUUUUUGAAAUGCAAGCUUGCAGUAGACGGAAGCUUUGUGGUUCAAUUCCAAGAUCCGGAUUUUAACAAUGAAUUCUGUAAUUUGACAAACUUAGCAGAGCUUCCUAAAGAAAAGGCUACAUUAAAAGAAAUUUUACAACCAACAAUGGAGUCAAAUGACAUCGAUUCUACGAUUGAGGUGGGAAAUUCAAGCACUGCAUCAUCCCUGGAUAAUCCCACAGCUCGUCUGGGGUCUGGUGGCCGACGCCCUUUGCCAUGUCCAUUUCCUAUCCCUAAAUUUACGUAUGACGUAGAGUUACUACUGAGACGUGGAAAUGAGGCAUAUCACAACAAUGGAAGUUUGCUGGACAUAAGCAAGGACACAAAAUCUGAAAUUCUUGAGAAAUUAGCAGAAGCAAUGUAUGCUUUUACCCCAUACCCACAGCGCGAUGAUUUUGACAAUGCUGCACAAAGUCUUAUUGAGAAGCAUCCGUGUCUUAAGGAGCCUGGGUCUGAGAAAGGAUGGUACUGUUGGAAGUAUAGUCUAAAAUUCAAAAUGGGGAACUACCGCAGCAAGCUCCGGGCCGCAGGAUGUGCUGAACUGCAAGUUAAUCGUCACACUGCUUCCUCAGACUUAGGAUCUAAACGGAAAUUGAAGAAAGCAAAAAAGGCUGAAACAAAUUUUCUUCCAGACGUACCACAAGAUAAAAAUGAAGCAGUGCUUGAGGAGGAGAGAGAGUCAAUGGUUGUGGAAAUGAAGAAGAGAAAGGUGGACUGGAAUAAAAUGCACAUGAUGAUGGCGAACACAUUUUCGGUGCGACGGAAAGAAAUUGUUGAAAACGAGCCACUUGUGAAAGAGGUGAAGGCUAAAUGGCCAGGAUUGUUUUUUGAAAAACAAGUAAGUGACCUAUGGGAAAUGAAAAUAUUAAUUUUGUACAAUUCUAAGCAUAAAAACAAUGGUCUAUGUAAAAGAUAAUCUAGGUGCGCAUGUGUUAAUGUUCCUUUAUUGUGGAUUGAGUUUUUAAAUAUAUACAGUGCUUAACACAUGUAUUAGACCAUCAACCAAUCUAAGGUUUGUGCCACAGCUGCCCUAGCUUAACAGUAUGUUAGUUUUAUGUAACAUGCUAUGUCAGUGGUUAAUGCAGCAGUAUAUGUAAGUAGGGGUUUAAUGGUUCACAAAAUUCACGGUACACUACGUACAUGGGUUU
Cyprinus carpio (common carp) is the source of this 2842-nucleotide messenger RNA. RefSeq lists its product as uncharacterized. Lineage: Eukaryota; Metazoa; Chordata; Actinopteri; Cypriniformes; Cyprinidae. The coding region runs from base 1570 to 2610 and encodes 346 amino acids. The record is from RefSeq and is a predicted model, not a curated record. The transcript is spliced from 5 exons.